Messenger RNA from Cajanus cajan (pigeon pea), 1460 nucleotides. RefSeq names its product UDP-glycosyltransferase 83A1. The record is from RefSeq and is a predicted model, not a curated record. Gene Ontology annotation, molecular function: quercetin 3-O-glucosyltransferase activity; quercetin 7-O-glucosyltransferase activity. Lineage: Eukaryota; Viridiplantae; Streptophyta; Magnoliopsida; Fabales; Fabaceae.
CACACACUUUCAUCUUCCAAUUCAUGCACUGAGAGCCAAUUUUCAAGCAAAUGGGUGUCCCUCACUUUCUUCUGAUUCCAUAUCCAACGCUAGGACAUGCAAAUCCCCUUAUGCAUUUGUCUCAGGUUCUUGCCACACAUGGCUGCAAGAUCACUUUUCUAAACACAGAGUUCCACCACAAACGAGCAAACACAGAAGUUGCUGGGCUAGACAACCCCAACGGACACCAGAUAGAGUUUGUGACACUCCCGGAUGGUUUGGACCCUCAAGAUGACAGAAGUGACCACAAGAAAGUUAUUUUCUCAAUCAAAAACCACAUGCAUGCAAUGCUUCCCAAGCUCAUACAAGAUAUCAAUGCUUUGCAUGUUAACAAUAACAUCACUUGCAUUGUUGUCACUGUGAAUAUGGGUUGGGCCUUGGAAGUUGGCCACAAAAUGGGAAUUAAAGGAGCUCUUCUGUGGCCUGCAUCUGCAAGUUCGUUGGCUACAUGUGAUUGCAUCCCAAGGCUGAUUGAUGAUGGAACUAUAGAUUCAGAUGGAAACCCCACCAGAAAACAAGAAAUUCAACUCUCCCCAAACAUGCCAAUGAUGGACACAGCAAACUUUCCAUGGUGUGGCCUAGGUAAGAUCCUCUUUCAUCAUAUUGCACAAGAGAUGCAAACUAUCAAGUUAGGGGACUGGUGGCUUUGCAACACUACAUAUGAUCUUGAGCCUGCAGCAUUUACCAUUUCACCAAUACUCCUACCAAUUGGCCCAUUGAUGGAAAGUGACACCAACAAAAGUUCAAUCUGGCAAGGAGACACAACUUGCAUAGACUGGUUAGAUCAGCAGCCACCUCAAUCAGUUAUAUAUGUUGCCUUUGGUAGUUCGGCAUUGAUUGACCGCAACCAAUUUAAGGAAUUAGCUCUUGGACUUGAUUUCCUUAACAAGCCUUUUCUUUGGGUUGUGCCUCCUUGUAAUGAUAACAAGGCAAACAAUACAUACCCUGACGAAUUCCAUGGAAGUAAAGGCAAAAUUGUAGGAUGGACACCACAGAAGAAAAUAUUGAACCACUCUGCCAUUGCUUACUUCAUUAGUCACUGUGGUUGGAAUUCUACCAUCGAAGGUGUAUGUGCUGGUGUGCCUUUCUUGUGUUGGCCAUUAGUCAAGGACCAGUUUGUUAACAAGUCAUAUAUUUGUGAUGUGUGGAAAGUUGGAGUGGGAUUAGACAAGGAUGAGAAUGGAUUAAUAUCAAAGGGAGAGAUAAGUAAGAAGGUAGAACAACUUGUUGGCGAUGAAGGCAUAAAAGAAAGGUCAUCGAAACUGAAGGAAUUGACCUUGAAUAACAUAGCAGAAGGUGGUCACUCUUCAAAGAAUCUCGAAAACUUCAUCAGCUGGGCAGGGUCAUAAUAAUGCUGUAGUAUAGUUUGGAAAUUGUAGUAAUGUUAGCACGAAACAAGACAUUUUUUAAUUUUCAUUAUU